AUUCCAAUCAUGUAGGUGCAGCAAUAUUGUAUACUUUAAAUCGCAUCAAAAUUAAUUAUUCCAGUGGUGAGUGCGAUUUGGCGUGAAAUGUAGUUUUCCGAGGAGCACUUGAAGGCGACAUCAUAUCUCCGUGUCAAGGAGAAUGGGCGGUCCAUUAGCUUCUGGUGAUGAACCGCAGCCUUACAGUUAUGUAGUAAUGUAGCAGCGAAGAGUACUCAAAGGUGUUGGUGAACUAUUUGCUGAAUAUUGCUGAAUUUCUCUUCUGCCUCCAGGGUAAUCGUGAUUGGAGGUUGUGAUCAAGGUACUCCUCUCCAGUGUGUAUUAAGUCUGAGUGGCCAGUGUGUGUCAGCCAGCUCAGUAGGUCGGUCUCUGUAAGUCUCCCUAUGGGUGAAGUGCCUUCAUUGACGUCGUGAUCUCCCCCAGCGGCCGUGCUUCCAACGGCCUUCUCUUUCCCGUACCCCUAUCUCCCCCCACUUCCACUGUCAUCAUGGGGGAGGUAGUCCAGAUGCACUUCACCACGGUGGACUAUGUCAUUUUUGUCUUGCUGCUGGUGGCCUCAGCUGGCAUCGGCCUGUUUUAUGCCUUUUCUGGAGGCCGCCAGCGUACUACACAGGAGUUCCUGAUGGCUGACCGCUCCAUGAGCUGCCUGCCUGUUUCUCUGUCCCUGCUGGCCACUUUUCAGUCAGCUGUAGCCAUCCUGGGUGCUCCGUCUGAGGUGUACACCUUUGGGACUCAGUACUGGUUCCUAGGCUGCUCCUACUUCUUGGGCCUGCUCAUCCCAGCUCAUGUUUUCAUACCAGUCUUCUACAGGCUGCGGCUGUCCAGCGCCUAUGAGUAUCUGGAGCUGCGCUUUAACAAGACUGUUCGUAUAUGUGGGACUGUGACCUUCAUCUUUCAGAUGGUCAUUUAUAUGGGGGUGGUCCUGUAUGCUCCAGCCUUAGCACUCAAUGCAGUGACUGGUUUUGACCUAUGGGGGGCAGUGUUGGCCAUGGGAUUGGUGUGCACUCUGUACACUGCUCUGGGGGGCUUGAAGGCAGUGAUGUGGACUGAUGUGUUCCAGACAGUGGUAAUGUUUGCGGGCCAAUUAGCGGUCAUUGUGGUGGGGGCAAGUCAGGCAGGGGGCAUAGCAGAGGUCUGGAGGAAAGCGAACAACGGCAGCCGCAUUGCUGGAUUAGAUCUGAACCCCGACCCUCUGGAGCGCCACACCUUCUGGACCCUUAGUGUGGGUGGAGUCUUCCUGAUGUUGGCUCUGUAUGGGGUCAACCAGGCCCAGGUCCAGAGAUACCUCAGUUCCCGCACGGAGAAAGAGGCUGUCAUGUCCUGCUACGUUGUUUUCCCAUGCCAGCAGAUUGUCCUGUGUUUAGGUUGUCUGAUGGGUCUGGUCAUGUUUGCUCGCUACGGAGAGGACAGCCCUCUGGACAAGGGCUACGUCAAAACUAAUGAUCAGAUGGUGCUGUACUUUGUGAUGGAUGUAUUCCGAGAUCUGCCCGGGCUCCCAGGCCUGUUUGUGGCGUGUCUCUUCAGUGGAGCUCUCAGCACCAUCUCAUCUGCCUUCAACUCCCUAGCAACAGUAACUAUGGAGGACCUGAUUAAACCUUAUUUUCCAAACAUGACUGAGUCUAAAGCCACACUGCUGUCCAAGGGACUCGCUUUGGCCUAUGGCCUGAUAUGUCUGGCUAUGGCCUACCUCGCCUCCAUAAUGGGAUCUGUGCUGCAGGCAGCCUUCAGUAUCUUUGGGAUGGUGGGUGGUCCUCUGCUUGGCCUCUUCUGUCUGGGAAUGUUCUUCCCCUGGGCAAACUCUAUCGGUGCAGUGGUUGGAUUAGUAGCAGGUCUCGCCAUGGCCUUCUGGAUUGGCAUUGGCAGUUUUGUGAUGCGCAUGCCUGGUCCAACCCCAGUGCCCCCCCUCAACAGCACCAUCUCACCACUAUUUGAUAACAUGACCACCACUGUCAUGACUUCGCUGGUCAGUGCUGCCACAGCCAAGCCAAGGCCGACAGGAGUGGAGGCGCUCUAUUCAUUGUCCUACAUGUGGUACAGUGCUCACAACUCCACCACUGUGGUGGUGGUGGGACUGAUAGUCAGCCUGCUAACAGGACCUAUGAAGGAAAAGGAGCUGACCCCCGGCACUGUGUUCCCAGUCCUGGGCACAUUGCUUUUUUUUCUGCCUGAGCGCUACAGAGAGAAGCUGUGCUGUGUCACUCCUCUGGCUUACAAGCCCAAAGAAAUCAGUGCACAGCCUUAUCAGCCGGCCAAGAAAGACCGAAAUGGAGCAGCUCACUGCAAAGAGGACACAGUAUCAGAAGACAAAGAGGCCGAGAGCGAGAGAGCACAAACAGAGGAGGACGAGGCGGAAACGAGGGUCAUUCAGCCAUCAUGCAAGCUGACAACUCACACCGUUCAGGAAACAGCCCUGUGAUCCUCUUUUUCUCCCUCUUAUAGCCCACACUAGACACAUACACACUUUCCAACCCAGACAACCAUCCAGUCAGAGCUCAGCUUGUUCUUCCUCAGAGGAGAGGAUCGUUGAUAUGAAGUCCGUCACUAAGCAGAGGGUGGAAACAUCCCAAAGGUCUACAGCACCAAAUGUGGGUGGUGAUAGAGUUUUACAAUUACAUAAUCAGUUGAAUCUGAUUGUAGAGAGAGGCUGAUGAGCCUGAGGAUCUGUGUGGGGAAAUUGUGUUUAACUGGUACUUUCUCACCCCUUUUCUCCUAAAAACUAACAAAAAAAGAAAACUGGAUGUCAACACUUGCCAGGCUGGAACUGUGCACUGACAGCCCAAAUGACAGCAAACAAAGGAGAAAACAGCCUGCCGAUCUCCAUUAGCAGCACUGAGCUGCACACACAGGUCCAGAAGUGUGCAGAUGUGCUUUAUGUGUACAGUUAAAGUUAAGGAGCAGAAGGAGCUGCUCCACUGUGACUACAGCCAGGUAGUUAACAGACAAGAGAUGUAAAAUGUGUUAUUUUUGUAGAGAUGAUGGCAUUAUAAAUCCCAGAAUAUGUAUAAGAGAAUCUAAUAUAAAAAGAAAAAUUAUGUCCCAAGAGACUGAACUUCAAGGGAAGGCCUUGAUUCCUGUAAUAGUGUAGUGUUUUACAUGGCCUUGGUUUAAUACUAAUAGUCGCCUUCUAGCUGCUAUUAUAGAUGUAUAAAUCCUACAAGUCCACAAAAGCAAAGCUGUGUGUUCAGGUGAGGGCAGAGAUGGUAUUAGGUGGUGGCAGCCAAAUUAGACGGAGAACAGUAAAUCCUCAACUGCCAUAUUUCUAACUGCAUUAGGAGAAAGCAUCUCAGUCAGUGUGUAGAGCUGAUGCCUCCUCAUGAACGUUCCAGACUUGUUUUUGGAAAGCAAGUUAGUUUCUAUUUAAACAUUAAAGGUCACAUAUUAUGCGAAAUGCACUUUUGCAUGUCUUUUCAACAUAAAUAUGAGUCCACGGUAUGUCUAGACCCCAAAACUAUAAGACCAUCCUCUCUCUGUUUCUCCUGCUCCAUUUUUCAAUAGAUGUGUGUGCAAAAACACUGUUUAAAUUUAGUUCCCUUUAUGACAUCAUAAAGGGAUCUGUUGAACAUAGACCUCCCCCCGGCAGGCAGGUGGUCCCCACCCACUGAAACCUAAUGAAUCAACUUUUGAACUGAAUCAAAGUUCCUUUGUUGGCUGCAAGAACCAACACAACAGUCUUUAUGUCCUCCCAUCAUCUGAGGAAGUGAAGACCUGUUGGAUUCACUUUAUUUUUUUAUGGAAAUGUCCCCACAACAACUGGAAAACUGUUGUAUGUGUGUGAUGGAUCAAUACCAGCUGUCUUUGGCCCGACAUCAAACUUGGAUGCUGUAAGUUUUGCCAUGUUUUAUGCUGUUUAUUUAGCAGGUUAGCCUGUUGAACUUGGCCCCAGCAUGUUACGCGGCUAAUAUGGCUAGUGACUAAUGUUGUUGAGGGACAGUCAACAGAAACGGUGUGAAUGUUAAACCUCAUUUGAAGCCAAGUAAAUAAUGACAGUAGUAGUUUGGAUGGUGGUAACUGUUUUUUCAUGUUGCUUUUUGUGGAACUUUGAACUGUAGUGGUAGCUCAGUUAGCUUUGCUAUUACACAUUAGCCGGUUUUGCUCCAUGAUCCUCACCGGUUUGUGUGUGUGUUGCUGCUGUAAUGUUAUGUAAAUGUACUUGAUAGACAGGCCAUGAAGGUAAUGAUACAUGUGAAAAAGAAAUGGUCAAACUGCAGGAAUUCCUUUGUUUGGCAACGUUGUGUACCUUUGAUUAGCACCCAGAGGCUAACUUGCUCAGACCAUAAAGCUGCGGAAGCAGUGUCCAGCUGUGGCAGUGUGUGUUAAGUCAA
Messenger RNA from Thunnus maccoyii (southern bluefin tuna), 4322 nucleotides. RefSeq names its product solute carrier family 5 member 6a (gene slc5a6a). The coding region runs from base 488 to 2416 and encodes 642 amino acids. The transcript has 18 exons. The record is from RefSeq and is a predicted model, not a curated record. Lineage: Eukaryota; Metazoa; Chordata; Actinopteri; Scombriformes; Scombridae. Gene Ontology annotation, cellular component: membrane. Gene Ontology annotation, biological process: biotin transport; sodium ion transport; pantothenate transmembrane transport. Gene Ontology annotation, molecular function: sodium-dependent multivitamin transmembrane transporter activity.